Molecule: messenger RNA, 1171 nt
Organism: Syngnathus acus (greater pipefish)
Lineage: Eukaryota; Metazoa; Chordata; Actinopteri; Syngnathiformes; Syngnathidae
Gene: sub1b
Product: SUB1 regulator of transcription b
Exons: 6
Coding region: 142-519 (125 amino acids)
Biological process (GO): positive regulation of transcription initiation by RNA polymerase II
Cellular component (GO): nucleus; transcription regulator complex
Molecular function (GO): DNA binding; transcription coactivator activity
Source: RefSeq, a predicted model, not a curated record
GAAGCGAUAAGUCGAUUUACCAAGGGCACGAGGAAGAACACCGUUUGAAGACGAAGAUUUGGAAGGCGAGGAAGAAUUUGAAGAACAACUUCGUCCGAGACGAAGCAUUGCAAACCCUAAGUAAUAAUCUACGAAGUCAUAAUGCCUAAAUCAAAGGAAAUGCUCUCCACCACAUCUGGGAGUGACUCUGAUGGUGACGUUGAAACAAAGGCAAAGAAAAAGAAGUCAAGUGCACCAGGAAAAAUGGCUAAGAGGCCAAAUUCAGGAGAGGGUGUCAAACCUGGAGGGUCUUCCAAAGGCAACAGUAACACUGGUGACAACAUGUUCCAAAUUGGAAGAAUGCGAUAUGUCUCUGUCCGGGACUUCAAAGGGAAAGUUCUGAUUGACAUCAGAGAGUACUGGACGAAUCCAGAUGGUGAUAUGAAGCCUGGGAAGAAAGGCAUUGCCCUGAAUCCAGAGCAGUGGAACCAACUGAAGGACCAGAUUUCAGAAAUUGAUGAUGCUAUUAAGAGUAUAUAAACAAUCCUUGGAACCUUUGGAAAGUUUAUUGAUUCAUUUUGUAAAAAGCCUGUGAUUCUUUUGUAACUGACUUGGAUGAAAUAGUUCAUCAGUUUAUUGUUUGUUCUAUGGCAUUGUUUUUUUUUCUCUCCCCAUGAUAAGCUUAUUUAGCGGUGUACCUCUUGAGGUUUUGUAUAGAUGAGGGUAAAUGGGGGUUACUCAUCAUAAUGCGGCACAUUACUUUUCAUAGCAAAAUUAAGACGGUUAAUUGCUUCCCUAUUAAAAUUUUUACAGUUGUAUAAAUUCGUGUUCAUAGUUUGACUAUCGCAUUAAUCAAAACUUGUUUUUAAAUGCUCUUUAAAUUAGGGAUGAUAGUUGAUACUGUGUUUACUGGCUAUUAAUAAAUUGGAUUAUUGAAAAAAAUGUGACUCGUGAGGAUAAGUGGUACAGAUGAUGAAUAAAUUAAUGAGUGAAUGAAUGACUGUUACUGACUCAACCUAUUAGAGAGGCACAAUAAUGGCAAACUAUGCAAUAUGGAUUUCAAGCAGUGCAAUAUUUGUAAGGCAAAUGAUUAUGAUUAUGCGGUAUGAGUAGGAGAAUUGAGUAUCUGGGUUGUAGUCCUAACAAAUUUGCCAAAACUCCUGCCUGUCCCCAAAUAAAUAUUUCUUUGCUA